Molecule: messenger RNA, 6934 nt
Organism: Branchiostoma belcheri (Belcher's lancelet)
Lineage: Eukaryota; Metazoa; Chordata; Leptocardii; Amphioxiformes; Branchiostomatidae
Product: tetratricopeptide repeat protein 28-like
Exons: 4
Coding region: 14-5656 (1880 amino acids)
Molecular function (GO): protein binding
Source: RefSeq, a predicted model, not a curated record
AAGGGGAACAAACAUGUCGAACACUAAGCUGUCUACAGCGGCGGAAGAACUUCAGGAACUAGAUUUUAUCUUUAAAAGUGGUUCUGAUCUGGAUGUUGUAGAGAGGGGAUACGGACGGAAGUUGGUUCACGCUAUAAGUAGUCAAAAUGAGAUUUUGGAGCGCGAAGCUUUAAAAAGUCUGGGAGAUGUGUACCUGCACAAAGCAAACAAGAGCACUGGUGAAGCAGAGAAUUUCAACAAGGCGCGCUCGUUGUACACAGAAGUUUUACGGUAUUACACCAGUCUCGAGGAGAAAGAAGUUGUUCAACAUCGCAUCAGAUAUGCUGAGAAACUGGCUCUUCAUCACCGUACGGUAAAAGUACCUUUAAGUAAUUCAGGCAACAGCACAUCGGCUGUGUGGACGACCCUAAACAAAGUAAAAACCAAAUUUAAAGGGUAUGGAACAACCCCACUGAUUGGAGGUUAUACAAACUCCUACGUAAAUGGAAUCAUCGAAAGAAAUGAACUUCUAAAGAUAGAAUCGUUGAAGAGUCUUGGAGAUCUGUACCUAGAGAAGGGAAUGGUUGGCAAGAACGAGGAAGCGUUCACAAAAUCAGCCGGUCUUUACCAAGCGGCGCUGGACCGCUGUGAAGAUUCAGACGGCAGAGAAACACUACAGCACCGCAUCAAGUACGUGGAGAAAGUCAAAGAAAAAGAAUGCAAGAAGGCCGAAAAUCGACUAGAAACGAGACGAACCAUGAACAAUAAAGUUGGAACCAACAAUGAAGAGACACCGGAAGUCACAGACAGUACGUACGAAGACCAGCUGCAGGAGGGCUGCAGGGCCCUGCAGACAGGAUACCUAAACACUGCAGAACAGCACUUUGCAGCAGCCAUCAAGGCCGUCCAUAUUAAAGGUCAACACUUCGAAGAGGUAGAGCCCCUCUGCAAGUUAAGCGAUGUUUAUCUGAAGAGAGGAGAGAAGUCAAAAGACGGAAAUGACUUCACCAAGGCUGCAGCACUCAGUAACGCAGCACUGGUGAGAGCUAAGACAGAAGGCAAAGAGGGUAUUAAGCAAACUGUCCAGGCUAUUACUCAAUCAUUUGUUAAGUAUGUCUUGAGUAUUGAACAAAUUGUACCCCUCGAUGACAUAGAGAAACACAAAUCGAUGUUAUCAGAAUGUCGCUGCUAUGUAAUAGAAGAGAUCAACAGAAUUGAGAAACAGAUAGAUCCUUACAGCCUUGACGAUAACGACCCGAGAAUGAAGAAAGUAGAGAAGAAGAGAGUAGAGGCAAUCAAAGCUCUGUUUGACACCAUUGUUCAUCAGCGUAGAACAUUCAUAGCUGGCCUGGUAGAUGAGUGUAUAGAGGUAAUGGGUCCCCCUCCCUGUAAGUACGCAAUGGUAGGACUGGGUUCACAUGCCACAGGGCUAGUAACGCCAUACUCCGAUCUGGAGUUUGCUAUUUUGAUAGAAAAGGAAACAGGGGAAAGUGUGACAUACUUUUAUAAUCUCACCCAUUAUCUUCAUCUAAAAGUGAUCAAUCUAGGAGAAACCAUUCUCCCAGCCAUGGCCAUCAAGUCUCUCAACGAUUUUGAGUCAGAUAACAAGCUGGAGGACAGCUGGUUCUACGACUCUGUAACACCGCGUGGUUUUUCGUUCGAUGGAGCCAUGCCACACGCAUGUAAAACCCCAAUAGGCAGAGGCAAAAACUCCCUCCUUAUUCGCACACCAAGUGACAUGGCCAAGAUUAUAGAAGAUGACGUUAAGCUCUAUCUAAAGAAAGGCUACCACUUAGCGAGUGUCUUGGGAAAUGUCUCAUUGAUCACUGGAGAGCAAGACUUGGUGGAUGAAUACACCACUGCUUGGAAUCGGCAAAUGAAGCAAAAUGGAAGUGAAAUUGCCAGGCUUCUUGCAAUCACCACGUUGGAGGAGAACACUAAAACAUUUGAAACUAAGGAGCUGAGUGCCAAGCUGUUGGAUGUGAAGAAACAAAUCUACCGCUUUUCAAGCCUUGCAGUUACUUCGUGGGCAUUACUUUGUGACAUACAGCCGACAACAAUCUGGGAGACUAUCCAGAAGAUGUACGAGAAAGGAGUCAUCAGUGAUGAGAAUUCGCAUCACUUGAUGGUGCUGGUCAGCAUCUCGGCAGAACUGAGGUUGCGGACAUACAUGAAUAACCGUGGUCAAGUUGAAAAUAUGUCAGUUCUGUCGUCAAUAUCUGUCAAUGAUGACAUUGAGGUAAAAACAAAGAACGUAUUUUGCAUUCCUGAUAUAAAUCAGCUCAUGAGAUACUACUAUACGGAAAUGCCUUUAAAGGACCAUGUGUCGCAACUUAGCAACGGCCGUACUUUAAAAGAGCCCUCGAUACUAUUCGACAACUCCUCUCUACUACAAGCCGAAGUAUAUGGAAGUAUGUGUCACUACAAACAAUCAAAGACAUGCUUUGAUCAGGCACUCCAACAAAUGCUACUUAAGCAUGGGAAGGAUGCACACCAUCCUUGCAUCGCCUUGUUACAUAACAAGUUGGGUUACGUCUUGCAAAAUAUCGGUGAGACUAAGACUGCCGUCAGCCAUCAUGAAAAAUCACUACAGAUGUUACGGAGUACCUAUGGUGAGGACACUGCACAUCCUGACAUCGCCACGUCACUUAUCAGUUUAGGUACCGCAUGGAGGGACCUUGGUGAUCACAAAACCGCCAUUAGCUAUCAUGAACAGGCACUAAAGAUGACGUGGGACAUCCAUGGGCAGGACAUCGCAUAUCCCGACAUCGCCUGCUAUUCACUUAUCAAUUUGGGUGCUGCCUGGAGGGACCUUGGCGAUUACAAAAAGGCCGUCAGCUAUCAUGAACAAGCACUGAUGAUGAGAUUGAAACAGGCGAAGAAGCAGAAGAGCGCAAAGCAUCCUGACUCCACCUUGCAAAACAUCGGUGACACUAUAAAUGGAGUCAGCAGUCAUGAAACGUUACUGGAGAUGUUACGGGAUACCUACGGUGAGAAAAUCGCACGUCCUGACAUCGCCUCGUUACUUAACAACUUGGGUAAUUGCUGGUGUGACCUUGGUAACUACAACAAGGCCAUCGGCUAUCAUAAGCAGUCACUAAAGCUUAAGCAGAUUAUUUAUGGUGAGGGCAUCGCACAUCCUGACAUCGCCAACUCACUUAACAGCUUGGGUGCCGCCUGGAAUUUUCUUGGUGAUCACAAAUGCAGAACAAAGGGCGUCAGCUAUGUUGAAAUGUCACUACAAAUGCAGCGAAUUUUCCACGGCGAGGGCGUCGCUCAUCCUAAAGUGGCCGCGUCCCUUAACAACUUGGGUGGCGCAUGGAGGGACCUUGGUCAUCACAGAAAGGCUGUCAGUUUUUAUGAACAGGCACUAAAUAUGCAGCAGAGUGUCUAUGGUAAGAUGAUCGCACAUCCUGACAUCGCCAUUUCACUUAACAACUUGGGUGACAUCUGUAGUGACCUUGGUGAUGACAGAAAGGCGCUCAGAUAUCACCAACAAGCAUUAGAGAUGAGGCGGGAUAUCUAUGGUGAGGGUAAACCACAUCCUGACAUCGCCUUGUCACUAAGUAACUUAGGUAACGCCUGGAGAAAACUUGGUGAUCCCAGAAAGGCCUUUAGCUAUUUCAAACAGUCAUUCAAGAUAAGGCAGAGUGUCUAUGGUAAGGGUGUCGCACAUCCUGCCGUCGCAAAAGCAAUUAUCACCUUGGGUGUGACCUGCAGUGACCUUGGUGAUCACAGAAAGGCUAUCAGCUAUUUUGAACAGGCACUUAAGAUGCAGCUGAGUAUCUAUGGUGCGGGCAUGGAACAUCCUGACAUCGCAACAUCACUUAACAACUUGGGUGCUUCCUGGAGUUACCUUGGUGAUUACAAAAAGGCACUUUCUCUUUAUCAAGAAGCAUUAGAGAUGAAACAGCAUGUCUUUGGUGAAGGUAAUCCUCAUUCUGACAUUGCCGCGUCACUUAACAACCUAGGUAACGUCUGUGGGAGCCUCGGCGAUCACAUUAAGUCUAUUAGCUAUCAUGAACAGGCACUAGCGAUGUGGUGGAAUAUCUAUGGUAAAGGCAAUCCGCACCCUGACAUCGCCAAGUGUUUGGGGAAUUUGGGUUCCGCCUGGAUGGACUUUGGUGAUCAAAGAAAGGCCAUCGGAUACUAUGAACAGGACCUACAUAUGAUGUGGAGAAUCCAUGGUGAGAACAAGGCACAUCCGGACAUCGCAGAUUCACUCCACAACUUGGGUUCCGCCCUGGGAACAUUAGGUAAUCACAGAGAGGCCGUCAGGUACUUUGAACAGGCACUACAGAUGAAGCGGAAGCUCUAUGGUGAUGACACUGCUCAUCCUAAAAUCGCCUCAUCACUUAACAACCUGGGUGGUGCCUGGGCCAAGCUUGGUGAUGUUAGAAAGGCCGUCAGUUAUAAUGAACAGGCACUACAAAUGAUGCGGUCUGUCUAUGGUGAGGGCAUCUCUCACCCUGACAUCGCCAACUCAUGUCAAAUUAUGGGUGAAACUUUGUUAACUUUAGGUGAUAACAAAAAGGCUGUCGGAUAUUUAGAACAAUCACUAGAGAACUGGAGGAGUAUCUACGGCGAGAUUACUGCGCAUCCUGACACCGCCAGGGUACUAGUUUUGUUGGGUGCCGUUUGGAGUAACCUUGAUGAUCGCAGAAAGAGCAACAACUAUUACAUACAGGCACUAGAGAUGCAGCGGAGUAUCUGCAGUAAGGGAACCGUGCAACCUGGCAUGGCUACGUCAUUGGACAACAUGUGUGCUACUUUGGAAAUCUUAGGGCAUUACAAAGAAGCCGUCAGCUAUCGUGAGCAGUCACUAGAGAUGAAGCAGAAAAUCUAUGGCAAGAAAACUGCACAUCCUGACAUCGCCAAAUCACUUAACAGCUUGGGUAACGCAUGGAGUAAACUGGGCGACCACAAAAAGGCCGUCAGCUAUCACGAACAGUCACUAGAGAUGAGGCGUAGUAUCUAUAGUGAUGUAAGCGCACAUCCUGACAUCGCCAACUCACUUCACGAAUUGGGUAACACUUGGAAUAACAUUGGUGAUUACAGAAAGGCCGUUGGCUAUCAUGAGCAGUCACUAAAGAUGAGGCGGAGUAUCUAUAGUGAUGACAUCGCACAUCCUGACAUCGCUGAGUCACUUAACGACUUGGGUGCCACAUGGGACAUGUUAGGUGAUCACAUAAAGGCCGUCAGGUUUUAUGAACAGUCACUACAGAUGGGGAGGAGGAUUUAUGGUGAGGAAGUCGCGCAUUCUGACAUCGCCCAAUCACUUAACAACUUGGGUAAGGCCUGGAGGAGCCUUGGCGAUCACAAGAAGGCAAUAAGAUACUUUGAACAUGUACUAGAGAUGAGGCGAAGUAUCUUCAGAGGAGACAUCGCGCAUCUUUACAUAGCCGAAACACUUAACUUCUUGGGUGCCUCUUGGGGAAUGUUAGAUGAUGACAGGAAAGCCGCCAGCUAUUUCGAGCAAUCACUAGAGAUAACACGGAGUUAUUACGGUGAGGACACCGCAAAUCCUCACAUCUACUCAUGUCUCCAAAACUUGGGUAUCACCUGGAGUUCACUUGGUGAUGACAGAAAGGCCGCCUCCUACUAUGAUGAGGCUGAACGGAUCAUGCAGAUGAUGGAUACGGGGAUUAGUUCCUGGCGUGUCGCUGUAAAAAAAUGAUUUUAAAAUUGUUCAAUAGCUUCACAGAGAACAUCUCAUGGAAGCAGUUAGUUAUACAACUUUUUCCACUGGUAUAACCAUCUUAAUUACAUUGUUGUUCAAACUGUUCCAACACAAAAAAUAAACUCAACACAAAUUUUCGUCAAGCUUCGUCAGAUGAAUGAUGCACUCGCUGACUCUCCAGAAGUCGGAAACGUGAUGACGUCAGGAAAGGAUCAAACGUAGCGGUAAGACGGAAUCUACCACCGUCGCGGUUCAGAAAGUAGUCCAUCUCCGUAACCAAAAUGUGCACCACAGGACCCCGAAAGAACAGACGUGUGGGGUUAUAUAUCACAUUCGGUGCUCAGAACAAAACAUCAGAAGACCCUGCACAUGAACAUACAUAGGGGAAACUAAAUGGUACCUCAAGGCUAGAUUCUCUAAACACAGGCAUCCCCCUCCCAGUACGUGAAUUGUCGCAACACUUACAUAUCAUGUCACCCGGACACACAAUUACGCUUGACAAGGUGCAAAUUUGACUAAAGCAUAACGCAGGAAAAUAAAAACACCUUACCCCGGCCCAGUGGAAAGGGAAUUCUGAAUGCUUUAUUUGAAAAAUUCCUUUCGUUUCUGUUAAAUCAAAAGAAACUAAGGGGCUACAGAUGACAGUUUCACAUUAAGAAAAUUUCGUACCAUAAGAUGCAAUAACAAUUACUAUCCUUUGCGCAUAAGUUCUUUUUUUCUUACAAUUUCUUAAUUGUUUAUCUAGAUAAUUGAUAAUCAGACUUAAACAAUAACACGUAUUAUCGAACUGCUGUCGGAUGAUAAAACUUAGAUGCGAUAUAUAGUGCAAUAGAUCUGAAGUAUUAAUUACUUUUAUUAUGUAUGGUCUAUACGUUAAUGUAGACUAAAUAAGUCCAGUAUACCAUGACGAUAAUGUACACCUUCGUCAACUUAAAAUAAAUGUGACAACGUAAUUUCUGUAAUAGUAUAUGUGCUCAGUUUUAUAUAUUCACAAAUGAUAAGCAGUAUAUUGAGUAUGAAUUGUAAGCGGCAAACAUAUUUAGUACCUCUUAUGGUAAAAUCAUUUUAUUAAAGGACAUAAACUUUCAAAUCUGUGUUUUGUUUUGCUCUGUCACCCGACCGCUUUUUCGAUACGAAGACCACAUUUCUGAGAAAACCAGGUUCUAUCAGUCCCCGGUAUGUUUUUGUUUUGUUUUCAGUUUAACUGCAUUUGCUCGAAAUACCGUACCUUACUGUAUGAAUAAAUAAAUAGACAUUGCUGAUAAUUAUCGAAAU